Messenger RNA from Podarcis lilfordi (Lilford's wall lizard), 15621 nucleotides. NCBI's taxonomy places the organism in Eukaryota, Metazoa, Chordata, Lepidosauria, Squamata, Lacertidae. The record is from the annotation of a GenBank genome assembly.
GGGCGGAAGCCUCGGUCCCAUGACGACGAUAACACCCGCGUCGCUGGGGAGAUGACGACACGCAGGGAGGCGGGGCCUGGAAGGCCGCGGGGGUAAUCGGGGAUCCCCUGCUAUGGCCGGCGUCUUCGACAUCGACCUGGAAACGGAGGAGGGGAGCGACGGGGAGGAGCCUGAACUGGGGGCCUUGGUGAGGCGGGUUAGAGACUGAUAGAAGGGAAAAGGGGGUGGGCCUAGCAAGGAAGGCAGGAAGGCAGGCUGGGGAGUGGAAAGGAGGGAGGGAAGAAGCAAGUUAAGGCAGUAAGUAAGAGCGCAAUAAUAUAGAUCCUUACUCGGAAGUAAACCCCACGGAGCUCAAGGGGGGUUCCUUCAAGGCAUGUUGGUACAGGAUCGCAGCCCAUCAGUGCGGUCCUGUGCAUGUCUACUGAGAAGGCAGCCCCUCUGAGCUUCAGUGGAGCAUAUUUGCAGCCUUAGUGCCUAAUACGUCUCCCACACUGGCUGGGACACUCCAUUUUCUCUGGUACUGAUUGACCUCUGCUUUGUCUCUCCAUCUCUCCCCCCCUCUUUUCAGGAGGUGGACCCAGAUCUUCGCCACACAGGCUCUGAGUGAGUAUAAUACAAAGUCCUGCAUUGCAUCCCUGGGAGGAUUUUGCUGUGCUUCUUUGACCACAACCAGCUUACCCUGUCCCUCUUGCCUCUCAGGCUUGUCUGGACUGGUUGCCGUGGUGAGUCACUGGGGGCCCAUCUGUAGUCCCAGCUAGUCAUAUGGUCUUGGCAUCUAGUACUUAGAGGCUCCCCUAAGCCCAAAGGCAUGUUGUCAUUUUGUUAUAUGGUGCUGUCAUUGUUACAUGACGGCACUUCAAAGAAAUGUGUAAGUCAAAUUACAGGCCCUGCCCUAAGGAGCUUACAGUCAGCCUUUUGAUGGAAGGGUGGCAACAAAGGGAUAGGAUGGGAGAAGCAAAGCUAACCAGGAUGCUACAUGCAAAAUUUAUUAAAACUACCACCACUCGAUUUCCACUGCCAAUGCAAUCCACUGUUUACCACUCUCAUAGGGAAUAUGUUGGAGGUAAUAUAAUUGCCUUGCUGAAUUGGAGACUAAGGCCUGUGUAGCUGAGCAUAUAUUUUUUCCAAAAAACAGCCAGCUAGAUCAGAUGCUUCAGGGCAUUCACAAAGCAGGGCAUGGAGGUGAUGGUAGCAGUGUCUGACAUUUAACAGGAUACAGAGCUUCCAUUUAGCCAUCAGAGAUAGCUUAUAUUUCUUUGGCAGUGGGUUCAGUGCUGACAGUCUAGGAAUUUUAUGAGAUCUUGAGUAUGUGAACUUAGUCUUGUGCCUGUAGCUACAGUAACAAGACUUCAGGAAAGUGUGGACCAGUGUAUCCAUACCCUUCAGUACCUUUUGCUAUCAGAGAACCCUUAUCUACGCUGUUUGCCUUAGUUUUCAACUUUUGUUCUGUUCCAGUGAGCAAGCAGCAGUUGCUGUGUAGAUUAGUCAGAAUGUGACUAAUGUGUUCUCACACAGUGUGAAAAAGCUGUUCCUCUCCCACCUGUCAGGAAAGUCAAUUCUCUAGUUAGACUUCAGCAAGGGUCCUGAUUUUGCUUUUGAGGCCAUUUACCCCAAACCAUGACUACCUGCUUCACACCUGAUGUCAUUUGUGACAUCAGGUGUGGGGCAGGUAAAUAUACAGCUGCAAAGGAGCAAAUCAGGAGCCAGAAGUGCCCUUCGGGUUGUCCUUUGGCAAAUGGCGCUCUCUGCAAGUAAGUCUCACUGGGAUCACCUGGGCUAGAGAGUUCCUCACCAGCUGUUUGGUGCCGAGAGCUAGCCUCAUUAAAGUUUCCUGUUUGCAAGCAUGAUUUGGAUUCAAACCACAUCUGCAAAAAGACAUUUUUCUUCUGCCAUUUAGCAGAGGAAAACUGUCUUCAAAGAGGCUUGUUGUAACCCCUGAUCAGCAUUUAUAGCUCUUUGAAUGCACAGUCUCUUCACCUGUCAGAGUUGGCCUGCAGUGGGUGGAGGAGGUAAGGAUCCAGUUGGCCUGCCCCUGAUCUAGACUAUCAGAUUGCCAGAGGAGUAAUGGUUUUCUUUCAUUUCUAAACACUCUUUCCUUGUGUUCUAAGGUAACGUAAUUUAAGGAACUUCACAGAAGGUAAAUUUCCUGGUCCUGCCUCUCUACAAUAAUGCUCCAUUCCGCAUGGUUCAGGGAGGCCCUCCGUUAAUCCAGUGAGGCCUUGCAGGGGGGAGGAGGAAAUGGGAAAUUAGCUUUCUGUGAACUUUCUUAAGUUAACUUGUCUUGGAGUCCCUGCCUAUACCUUUAUACAACACAUAUACAUAUGACAAUUUGUGGUUUCAGUGGUUCUCUUCACUCUUUUUAUAUAUUUAACUGUCAGACUUCACUUUGAAGGACCUUCUCUGCUGUUCCUUUAUUUCCCUUGUCCUUCUUUCCCUUCCACAGAUUGGUGCCAGGUCAUUAUGAGGAAAUUGAAAUCUCUGAGAGUAUUGUCAACAAUGGCCCAGAGCGCAUUGGGCCCCACUGCUUCGAAUUGCUACGUGUUUUGGGCAAGGGGGGCUAUGGCAAGGUGAGCAGUGCUUUGGGGUGGUGUGCAUUGGGAGGGUGGGGAAAGUAGGGUAGUUACACUUCGGAAUGUACAUAUCCCUGUCCCCUGUUGUUGAAAAAGAACAACAACUAAUUAAUAGCAACAAAAACAAAAAAAAAGCCAAUCUGUUUUGUUGCUAUUAAUUAGUUGUUCUUUUUCAAAAAAAGUAAACUCAAAACAAAUAUUAAAAAUAAGUGUGAAAGUGAGAGUAAAAACAACCUAAGAUUCACAAAUAUUAUAUAAGAGCUGCCAGGCUGCUUAGUAGGAUGUAAAGCUUUCUACCACUGUUUAAAUAUCUGCACUGGCUCCCAAUUGGCUACCAACCAAAUUCAAAGUUUCCAUGCUGACUUUUAAACCCUAAACAACUGGAGACCAGGAUACCUGGCAGGUGGCCUCUCACUGGAGGUAGAAGCCAAUCUUUACAAUUUUCCAUAAAGCCCCUGCUUGUCCUUCCAUCACCAGCAAAUGACCAUUUGCUGAGCUAUCCUCUAGGUUGCUCUCCCUUGGGUAAUUUGUGAGGUGGAGGCAGUAGUGAUCUUUAAACACCUCUUUAAAAUUUAUGUUUACCCAAGGUAAGUACUUUCCUGCAAUUUGACUCCUAAUUUUUUGUUGUGUACUCUGCUCAGUUUUAUUUGUGAUCAUCAUUUUUCGUGUUUAUCUGGUUCUUAGGUAAUUUCAGGCUUAUGGAGGAAGUGAGAUGGAUGAAACAGGAAGAGAAACAUGUAGGAGGCAGGGAGCGUUUGACUUAUGCCAAAGUUGACCAGUUAAAAUACAGGUUAUUUUUAAGACCAUGCCAUGUUGAUUAAGACUUUCUUUUGUUUUCCUUGAAUCUGCUAAGGCAAAUAGACUGGGAAACCAUAACAUGCCCACUUCUCCUUAUCCUAUAGUUUCAUCGACUGUGUGGUAUCUGACUAUGACUGGGGACUGACCCUGGGCAGUCAGAUGGGAGCUGAAUCAGACAUGCAGGCUGUGUAUCUAUCUAUCUAUUUCCCAUUAUUAUUCAUUAUCAGCAUCAUUACAGUCAUACCUUGGAUCCCAAAUGCCUUGCUAGUUGAAUGUUUUGGCUCCCAAACGCCGCAAACCUGGAAGUGAGUGUUCCAGUUUGCGAACAUUCUUUGGAACCUGAAUAUCCAGUGCAGCUUCCGUGGCUUCCAGUUGAGUGCAGGAAGCUCCUGCAACCAAUCGGAAGCUGCGCCUUGGUUGUCAAACGUUUUUGGAAGUUGAAUGGACUUCCGGAAUGGAUUCCAUUCGACAAACAAGGUACGACUGUACUUUAUUAAGGGCCUUUGACGCAGUCAUCUCAAGGAGAUGUACGACAAAAAACAGGUGCUUCUGUCAUCCCUUCCCCAAAGGACUUCCUGCAUGGUUGCACAGUUCAUAGAAAUGUACACACGCAUCGUUGCAUCAUGGAGUUGCAUCAUGUUGAAGCAACCCUCAUGCUGCAAGGUGGGCUUCCAGUUGUGUAGUUGACAGGAUUGGGGCCUCUCUUGUUUAGUUUCCAGAUAUGUGGUUUCUUGAGUCCUUGACAGGAUCGCCCUCCCUCUAGCCCAGCCUUCUCCAGCCUGGUGCUCUCGAGAUGUUUGGCCUACAACGCCCAGCAUCCUCAAUCAAUAUGGCCAGUAGUCUGCAAUGAUGCAAAAUUAUCGUGCAAAACAUAUCUGGAGGGCACCAGGUUGGGAAAAGCUGCUCUGCCCUUUGCCCCUUGAGUUCUGUAGCAGCCCCUGGGGAAGAAGGCGCAAUGCUGUGAGUCAUUGGCAGUGGCAUCGUUAGAUGCUUACUCUGAAACAGGAGUGUGCAGAGUACCCAGGGCUAUGUACUGAGGGCUGUGAUAUACCUGAUCCAUUCUGGAUUUUUGCCAGCAUGCUGUGCAAUGAGUCUUGCUUGUUCCCUGUGCCAUUCUCUUAUAAAAUGUUGAGCACACAGGAGAUGGAAGGUUGGAGAGACUGGACGGGGGAGUCUGAGAGCCAAUGAUACCUGGCAAAGCUAGAAAAUGGGUGGGACCUCAUCAGGCUCCUCUCUUCAGUCUGCUCAUCUUGCUUAUUGCUUCUGUGCCCACUGUAGGUAUUCCAGGUACGGAAGGUGCAGGGCACAAAUGCUGGGAAAAUAUUUGCCAUGAAAGUCCUAAAGAAGGUAAGCUGCCUGUCUCUUUGCAGUAGAAGGUAUGUGUGCUGUUUCAUCCCGUAGCGGGGACCUUCAUUUUCUCUCGGUGUCUCCUGCAGGCCAAGAUUGCCUGUAAUGCCAAGGACACAGCCCACACAAGGGCAGAGAGAAAUAUCUUGGAGGCCAUCAAGCACCCCUUCAUUGUGGACCUCAUCUAUGCCUUCCAAACUGGUGGUAAACUCUACCUCAUCCUGGAAUGUCUCAGUGGUAUGGAAACAAAGAUCAGCCUCCGUCAGUGGAAAGGGGACUGUCCCAGUGGCUUGGUGCAACUCCCUGGGAGCCAACCCCUUCAACUCCAGGUGGAUUUUGGGGUGUGGGCUGAUGGUUUCUCUUCCUCCUGUGUUUUCUAGGUGGGGAGCUUUUCAUGCAGCUGGAGCGAGAAGGCAUCUUCCUGGAGGACACAGCCUGGUCAGUGCAAGCACCACUCUAGACUGAAGGGGGGUAGUCUGGAGGACUGGAGAUAGCUGCAGGAGAUCUCUCCUGCUUCGUACACUGGCCAUAUAAUCUCUUAUGUUAGGGGUAGGAAAUCUGUGGCCACCCACAUGGUCAGGGAUUGUGGGAGUUGUAGCCCAACAACACCUGGAGGGGCCUAGGUGGCCCAUCUCUGCUCUGUAUCACUUGCGGCAGUUCUGUAGGCAGGGUUUGAAUGAAUGGGUUUUAUGGAUAUGCCUUUCAAAACAAAACAAAGCCAAGACUGUUUGAAAAUCCUAACCUAAUCUAUUGUUUGAACAUGGGAUGGAAAAUUGGCCCAGAUCCUUAACGGUGACAAUUCAGUAGCUUUGUGCUCACUGAACAAUGCAGGAUAAAUAUAGGAAAAUGACCCUGGUGUGGUUUCUUUAAAGGAAAACAAAAACCUUGUCUUCUAAUGUGGCUCUCUUUUUUGAACUAUCUGGAUGACAUUACUAAACUAAUCUGCCAUACGAGUAGUAGGUUGGACCAUCUGGUUUUACUUGAUCCAUGAAAAAAAGAGAGAUUUUGUUUUUAUCUUCUCAGGUCAGGACAAACAUCAUAGGGUGCAGCCUGCCUUGCCUUUGUUCCAUUGCUGGCUCAAUCCCCUGUGUGUUUACUUGGAAAUAAAUCCCAGUCUGCUGAGCAUAGUUUACUGUUGUAUGUUUAGCAGUGCUGCUUUAAUCAGUGUCCUUUCCCUCAUAUGAGUUUUUGUUGCCUUCACCUGUAACAAUUUAUUCUAAAAUAGAUUGUAUUGGUCUUUUUAAGCACCACUGUCAGUUGAACAUCCACAGUGACUUGUGUUACUAUGUGGAUUUUUUUAGAGCACACCUAAUCUGACUUGAGUACCUAUUAAAAAUUACAGCUUCGGUCUCAGAGCUGUUUCUUUGUGGAUUUAUCCCAUGAGCAGCUACCGUAUUCAAGGACUGGCAGCCCUUUGGGAAGAGUCCAGCGCAUCAGACAACACAAAAUUGUCAGCUAGCCAGGGCAGUGAUUUUGAGCUAACACCCCUUGUGACUGGUCUUGCCCACAUCAUUUCAGGCCAUUGAACAUACAGCUGCAUCAUAAGAUGAGCCCAUGGAAAAUUUUGCAUGGUACAACUGCAAAAAUUCACUUAAAAUGACUCCUCCUGCAGCCAUGGCAUUGGUUUAUCUCCUGCGUGCACUGUAACAUCAAACAAGCUUGCUGUUUUAAAAAUCCAUAGUGCACACGGUGAGAUAAAUGCACAGUGGGAUAAAUGCAGAUGCGACAGAAAUUCAAAAGCACUUGCCAACCAGGGAAGAGGAGCAGAUCGAGCAUUCUCAAAUAAGGCAGCUCUCCCCAUUGUUGUCCAAUGAAAGAGGGCCAUUGUAUUUGUGUGCAGCGGCAUGUUGCUGCUCCUCCCUCCGGCCUGACAGGAAGGAGUGCCCUAUAAAUGCAUGUAGCUGUUCUCAACUCUAAUGAUUCUUCUGUGGGGCUUCCAGAGCUUUAACUGUUGCUGGAAGUGGGUGGGCAUGAGGUAAUGCAAUAAACACCAGCAUAAAAUACUGGAUUGCUCAACCAUGCUCUUGAGGCACGUUGGAGCAAACGACUCAGUGACGUUCAGAAAGGAUUCUUGGGAACUUGUAGGUCUUUAAUGAAGAGUAAAUAUUGGCUGCCUUGCCCCUGCUCAUUAAAAUUCCAGAAAUCAUCACAUUCUUUCCACUUUCCCUAGCCAAAAGGAACCUUGACUUACCUGCACCAAACAGGUAUUCCUGGCUGUACCGGAAGAUGCAACUUCCCAUCCAGCUGCUUUCUUGGCAUUUGGGUCCUUUAGUCCCACAGAUGGACUGAAUUUUGUGGAUUGCCCUCCUCUUUUGAUGGACACCAGGCUUUCUGUUAGCGGUUUGCACUGCCUGUUGUUGGGACCCGUGAAUGGUUGUUCCUCAAAUAUUGACAUGGCAAGCCCAUUCUGAACUGUUUGGGUGGCUUGUGUUCCUGCUGCUGACUGAGUGCUUUCCCCUCUUCUUCCAGUUUCUAUCUGAGUGAGAUCACUCUGGCCCUUGGUCACCUGCACUCUAGUGGCAUCAUCUACCGGGAUCUCAAGCCUGAGAACAUCAUGCUAAACAGCCAGGGUAGGCAGCAGUAUUCCCAGUGUGCAAAAGGAGUGUGUGUGCAUGGGGGUGUGUACCUUGGUUUCGGUAUGCUCCUUUCCCUCAGUUUAUUUAUUACUCAUAAUGCUAAUUUAUUAUCCACUCCUCACCCUUUGAAUACAGAGCCCCAUCCCUGUUCUCUAUCGGAGUCCCAACCACCACAAGUUUCAAGAACAAAAGAACUCUUCCCUUCUGUGGUUUCCAGCAACUGCAUUUUAGACCAGUUGAAGUUUCCAAGUUAUCCUCAAGGGCAUCCCCACACGGGGCACAUUAAAAUAACCUAAUCUCGAAGUUACUGCCAAGGCAGUAACAGGAACUCACUUUCCUGGCUUCCUCUUCUGCAGGGCACAUUAAGCUGACGGACUUUGGCCUCUGUAAGGAGUCCAUCCACGACGGCGCUGUCACCCACACCUUUUGUGGCACCAUAGAAUACAUGUAGGUGACUUGGACUCCUGGGCGUUUUUGAGAAAUCAGCACAGGCUUUCUUCUGGUUCAGUUUGGGUGGGAAAUAUAUGUGGGUGACUACCAUCACAAUAUUAUUUCUCCCUCUGACCCCGCCCCCCCACUUGCCUUCCAGGGCCCCAGAGAUAUUGCUGCGCAGCGGCCACAACCGAGCAGUGGAUUGGUGGAGCCUGGGUGCUCUGAUGUACGACAUGCUCACUGGAUCGGCAAGUCUCGCUCAUGCUGUGUUUGAAGGCGGGGUUGGAAGCAACAGGGCUCAGGGUGUCAACAGAAGGGAUGCCCAUGCACAUGACUGAGGGAGGGAGGAAUUGUAGAUCGGUGGUUAAUGAUAGGUCGGGUUGCAGAUAGCCUUGUAUCUGGCUCAGCUGGCAGUCUUAGAUACUAAGCAACCAACUGAACAGGGUUUUUUUUGGGGGGGGGGAAUGGCAACAUCUCAGUACUAGUACUGUCUAGUAAGGCAUUUGAAGGGGUGUGGGGGGACUGCUGCUGCUUCCUUGUCUGUGUGUCUUCGUGUCUCUGUCCCGGGGCCUAGCACAACUUCAUUGUCUCCAUCUUCUAUUCUGAAAGGGUUUGCACCGAUGUUUUGCUGUUGGUUUCCAUGCUGCACCCUUAGCCUUUCCCUCUCUGUUUCCCUUCUCCCCACCCUGGCCACCUGCACUUGCUUGAGCUGCCAAGCAGAUUCCUCCUCCUCCUCUGCUAAACCCUCUGUGUCCCUGCCUUGCAGCCGCCAUUUACAGCCGAAAACCGCAAAAAGACCAUGGACAAGAUCCUGAAAGGGAAGUUGGCGCUUCCACCCUACUUGACCCCCGAUGCCCGUGACCUGAUCAAGAAGGUACCAGCCCACCUGUCAUUGAACUGGGUCCUGCAGAUUGCAUUUUGACUGUCUUGUUGCUUAGGUUGCUUUCACACCUUCCUCCCCCGGGCAUCUUGCAAAUGCUGCUUAUAUGUUUUAAUAAAUGCAUUACCUAUGGGUAUGGGUAUGUAAGGGUAGGCAGGGCCAGCAUACUUUGGCAGCCAAACCACUUGUGGUUGUUGAGAGAGAUGGGGAGGGGAGAGUGUCUCUAUUAAAUGUGACACUCAGCUUUGGAGGUAGGAACCCCUGAGGUUCAGCACCAGCCCAGUGAUUGUCCCCUUCUUGGUUACAAGCUCAGAAGGGCUCUCCAGAGCAGAAUCGUAGAUCUAUGUAGUUGGAAGGGAUCCUGAGGGUCACCCAGUCCAACCCCCUACAAUGCUGACAUCAACCAGAACUGCCCAGUACCUUUCAGUACAUGACCUACCAUUUCCUUCUUCCCAGAGCUGCUAGAACUGGGAAGUUUGUGUGUGUGAGUGUGCGUGCAUAGUUUGCAUACCACCAUGCAGACGGUCAUCUUCCUCCUAAGCUUGGAAAUGGUGAAGCAGGAGGAGGUGGCUUGCCAUUCCUUUCUCUUGCCUCUGGCUGCUGUGUGACCACCUCUUCCCUUCCUGUAUCACCGGUCAUGGUGGAGAGGCCAGCUGUCUCUCCAGUAUGGCCUGUCCUCUAUCUCUCAGCUUCAGGAAGUACUUGGUGCAGAAGCUGAUGCUGCAGAGCAUACAAGCUGAAAUGGAUGGGGAUGUAGUGGGUGGAGGGCAGCAGCACCUCUCACACCGAGUGCUCCAUUGCCCCGAGAGGCAGUAAGGAGGGGCAGGCCAUUUGCCUGGUACUGGCUAGUGUUGGGGAGGGAAGCAGGUGGAAGCUUGUGCCUCCAUGGAUGGUGGUGAUGACAUGGCAGCAUGGCCAAUUGUUUGCUAUUAUGGAAACUCUAGUCCAUAAGAUCUGGAGGUGCCAGAUGGGGGAAGGCUGCCAUAGUGUGUGUGGCGGGGGGAGGUGAUGUGUAGACUCCUGUUCAUGUGAAAAGCGUUCUGAUAAUAGUGGACUCAAACCUCAUCCUGCAUUCUAGAGUCCUGAGUAGAAUAAAAUGGAGGUUACUGUGGAAGUGCUAUGCUUGUGAGUCCCAUCUGCUUCAAGAGUCUGCUUCUGCCCUUUGAGCUUACCUGAGCAAUAUUUCUUCCAUGCAUUCUCUCUCUUUUCCCAGUUCCUCAAAAGGCAUGCCAGCCAGAGGAUCGGGGGCGGGCCAGGCGAUGCUGCAGACGUACAGGUAAAUUGGACGAGGGGACAGUGGCAGGCUGUGCUCUGGAUGGAGAUGGUGUUAGUGAACUCAAACAAAAGUGUAGCCCAUUUCCAGGCCUACUGCGGCAGGAAUUGAGCAAAGAAUUCAGAAUCCUGAGAAUCUAUACUUAUAAGAAUAUAUUAAAGGCAAGUUUCUAUCCUUUUAAAAUAUGUAAGCACUGCCUGGUGAAAUUUCUGGAGUGGAGCAGAGAGGAUUCUGUGCUCUGGGCAGCAUUUCCAAAUCUUCAGCAACUUGCAUAGUUCUUUGCCUCUUCCAAUAAUGAAUUAAAGCAGAGUAUAUUUCUGCAAAUGUGCUUAAACGAAACCAUCUAGGUUGCAGAAGUCAGCUUUUCAUGGUAUAGGAUUUCAGUGAGGUACUUUCAUUUCUUAAGUGCAUCUGUCCUGAGUUCUUUGGAUAGAAUAGGCCAGAUAGAAGCAACCUGAAGUCCUUUCCAGGCUCCUGUCCUCUUCUCCCUUUAUCCCCUCCCAAGGGUUUUUCUUCUUCUCAGCUCAUAAAAUUCUGCACUACUGAUACCUGGUGAUUCACCUGUAUGCCAAUUUUAGUAGCUGAGAAGAUUGUUGGAAAAAACUUGUUGGGAAAACCCAUGUUACAUUCUAUACCAUUUGUGUAAGCAGUACCAUGUUAAGGGGAGGGAAAUCUGGCGUACAUAAUGUGAUUUUUGUGGUCUGUGCUUAGCCUUUUCACCACCAUUUCUCAAUAAUUUUGUGACCACUGAUUUUCAUCCAUAGCCGUAUAUGGUGUUCUGCUGUUCAAGUCACCCAUUUAAUUUGAAGUCAAUCAGGACUGAGCUCUACAUUCAGGAAAAAAGCAUGCAGUACAUCCCCCCAUGGACUGUGGCACCAAGAAUCUUCUCCUUGACAUGCUAACUUCUAUAGAUAGGAAAAUUUUGUUCUUGCAGGAAACACUCCAAUCCCUGAGCCAGUAUUCACAUUCUGAAGUGGCACCAUCUUUAGAAGGCUGUACCUCUAAUUCAUUUUUUGAAACAUGCAGAUUGGGCCCCAAGUACUUGAAAAGGCCUACAUUUGUUGCCAAGUUGAAAUGACCACAAAUGGGAAUUUUACAAGAGGAAGUCAGUUUUUUGUUUGGUGUCCGAGUGAUGGGUAGCCACUGUGGUGUCUAUGAGCACUGUAGCCAUCCUGCUUCUCUGGCAUUUGUGAUUGAUAGACAAGGAAGCAGGGGUGGGGGUGGGGGGAGUUUUCCUGACGCCAUAACUAUAAAUCUAUGGAGUGCAAUUUUUCCACCUGGUUGUAGAUGAGUCUGCCGUCUUGCAGGCAUUAUGAGAGCAGCCUCAAAUUUUAGGAUUUUGAGGGCUUUUUUGUUUCAGGAACUUCCAAUAGUUCUAGGUAGCAAUAACUUCCCUGCCUUGCCUUUCAGAGACACCCGUUUUUCCGACACAUUAACUGGGAUGACUUGUUGGCUAGGAGAGUUGACCCACCCUUCCGGCCAUCACUGGUAGGACCCCACUCCUUUCUUCUCACCUAGCCCAUAUUUCAGCCCAUGGCCUUCUCGGUUCUCAACACUUUAAUCCUGCAUUGUAGCUUAAAGAGUUCUGGCUUAUGAAACUGAAACAGGAAUUGCAUUCUGCACCACACACCCUUUCCUUUGGCUGGCUAAAAGCCACGAUUCCUGUUAAAGCCAUGUGCUCUAUAUCUCCCCCCCUCUGCACGGUAACUCUGAUAAGGUGCUGUGUUGUUUUGGACUGUAAGCCCUAGCCAGCAUGGCCCAAGGGUCAGCAACAAUGGGAAUUGUGGCCAAAAUAUCUGGAGGAUGCCAGGUUUGGGGAAAGGUUUACCAGAACCACCACAUGUUCUUUGUUACCUGGUCAAAAUAGCUAGUUUGCAUAGGUAGUUGAUAAAAUGGGUGACAACUCUGUUUCCUCAUAACCAUGCAUGGAAUUGAUGGCAGAGAUCAAAGAUGCAGAGUGUGAGAAAAACAGGAUGGCUAAAUGGAUAAUUAAUCCAUCUUGAGUGAUCUUGACUUCAAGAUGGUCCCCUGAGCUGUUGUAGAUGGGCUAUAUAGUACCUCUGCAUUCCAUUCUUCCUGUACCAAUUUGCUCUGCCUAAUCAGCCCAGAGGAGGGCAGUGUGGUGUCUCCCUGGAACUCCUGCUAGUCCUCUUGCUCUCUGUACAGUGGUACCACAGUUCUCGAACUUAAUCCCUUCCGGGAGUCCGUUUGACUCCCAAAACCAUUUGAAAACCAAGGCCCUGCUUCUGAUUGGCUGCAGGAGCUUCCUGCACUCAAUCAGAAGCCGCGUCGGACAUUUGGCUUCCAAAAAACGUUUGCAAACCGGAACACUUACUUCUGGGUUUGCAGCGUUCGGCAGCCAAUUUGUUCAACACCUAAGCCGUUUGAGAACCAAGGUACCACUGUAUACUGAUACCUCUUCCUCCCUUUCCCACCCGCAGCAAUCCGAAGACGAUGUCAGCCAGUUUGACACCCGCUUCACCCGGCAGACCCCCGUGGAUAGUCCUGAUGAUGGCUUCCUCAGCGAGAGCGCCAACCAGGCCUUCUUGGUAAGGGACAUGCAGCAGUGUUUGCCUUUCCCUAGCGAAGGGGCUGCAGGGUUGCUGCUGCUGCUUCUGAGUUAAACCAAAUCCUGAGGUUGCAGUAGUGGCCCGGAUCGUAGCUGCGUUGACCAGCUGUUUCCUUCUGCAGGGAUUCACCUACGUAGCCCCAUCAGUGUUGGAGAGCAUCAAGGAAGGCUUUUCCUUCCAGCCCAAGCUGCGAUCUCCCCGCCGUCUCAACAGCAGCCCCCGCACCCCUGUCAGGUAAGGGAGAGCCACAAGGUGGCCUGGAUUCUAGAGUACUAUCCUCAUGGGACUAGGGCAAAAGCAGGGUGAGCUCAGGGCCUUGCUUAUGACAAUAAAUGUUGUCUCCGGCAUCCCUUCCCCAGGGGAACGGCUGCACUGCCUGGGCCUUGGUCGCUGCGAUACCUGUGGCUCUAUGUGAAAUGGCGGGGGGGGGGGCAGGAGAGGACAAGGAGGCAUGUAAGUGGUGAAGGCAGUAACUGGCUUAACUCCAGCCCAUGUUUUGCAGCCCAUUGAAGUUCUCACCCUUUGAAGCCUUCAAGCCAAGCACAAGCACGGAACAGAUGGAGCUGUCGCCGCCCUCGCUCAUGCCGGUGCCAGAAGUCACCGCUCCGCUGCCCAUCAAAACCCCAUCGGGCACCAAGAAGAAGGGCCGGGGGCGGGCCCGGUAGCGGAGGCAGCAGCGAGAUCCUUGGACCGUCCGCCUUGGCAGGGCGGAGCGCUCUGGUUGCCCAGGUGGACGGGGGCUCAGAGGUGGAGAGAGCCGUGCCACAGCAACGUCAAGCCCUGUUUGGGGAGCACCUUUUCUCCCCUGCUGCAAGGGGCCACCUUCCCUCCCAGCUGCAAAGGGUGGUGUGGUGUUGGUGCUUUUCCGUCAUAGGGAAUGAUCCCUACGUGAGGUGCUUUCUUUUGAAAUAUAUAGUGAAACGUGGUGGGAACAGAGGGAAGUUGAGACACACAAAGGAUCGGUCAGAAGGCGCCUGCCUCGGGGCUGAGUACGCUGCCAUCUUACUGGCGGUGCAUUUUGCGUGAGUGUGAACUGGGGGUAGGGAGGACUUUCUGUUAGGACAUGCAGUCUGGCUCUCCUCGCUGCUGCCAGACUCAUGGCAAUUAAAGCUUUAGGACUUGUAAAGCAAGGGGCGCAACCUUGACCAGGCGGAAAGGAUUGAGCAAAUCCUACUGGGUGGAGUUGCACCCUCGUGAGAAACUUCCGCACCCGUCUACUUUCCCCAGUGUGCACCAAGUGCCAAAAACUGAUGCUGCUCCCUAAGUGGCCGUGGCCAGGUCAGUCUUUCUCCUGGGCUACUACCUAUCUAGCAGUGCCUCUUUCUGUACCCUUGACUGUGAGUGAAUUCUAGCGGUCUAGUCACCGCCCAGACGAUGGGCUGGUAAGUGGCAAGGAUUUAACAGCUUGUUUCUGAGGACUGCUGCCACGAUGCCCAUGAAGCUUGGCCUUUGCCAAGUAGUACAGUUAUGGUUGGAGAGAGCCAUGCUGUGCUUCAGUCCACGAGGAGACCGCUACAGUGUCUCUUAUCUCCCCUCUACUUUAUUUGUCAUAGGAAACUUUCAAAACAAAAUGGAAACUCAGGCUGCAUUUUUGGCGGGGCAGGCGAUCGAGCAAGCUAGGUGCAAACGGGAAGGGGUCAAUAGGCAACACAGGGCAAAAGCAGCUUCUGCUAGGUCCAUGGGAUGGGGCAGUGAACUGCCUUCAGUCUGUAGCUGUCUUUGCAGCGAGUGCUUCAGUGCCCUCUAUCCUGCUGCUUCUAGAGGGCAGUGACAUGCAGCUGUUUGCCUGGGUCCUCCCAGGCCGCUGUCCCAGAGAAAGAAUGCAGAUCACUCAGGAGAGCCCCUGCGCUGCUCUCGGUUGCCUUUGGGGCCCCUUCUUCCUCUGAGGCCUCCUGCACUGCUUUAUCUUCUGCUGGCUCCGGAUCGGCCUUCUCCUUGGACGCUUCUUGCUUUUCCUCCUCCUCCUCUUCCUCCGUCUUCUCCUCGUCUUCUCCUUGGAGGAGCUGCUCCUGCUCCCUCUCAUCCCCCACAUCAAUGGGUUGCUCCUCCCCGGACUCUUCGUCUCCCAGCUUCUUGUCCUGGUGUCCCUGUAGCGGCUCUUCAGGGAGUUCCCCUCCCCAAAGCCCUUGCCAUCGGAGCACCAGACCCCUCAGCAGGCGCUGGGGGUGGUACCUUCCUCCUGAAUUGCGGCUCAGCCGACGCCAUGCCAGGAACAGCAAGAGGAGCAGCAGCAGCAGCAGGCAGACCAGGAAACUCACGACGAUGUCAUCGCUGCUCUUGCCGCGGCCGCCCCCUCCCUCUGGAGCUGCUCCCAUGGCUUUCCCUGGAAACAGCAGGAGCAGGGCAGAGAGCGCGUGGACGAACUGGGGUCUCUACAGAGAAAAAGGAGGCAGGAUGAGUGCCUGCCCCAGCAAUUUUAAUAUGACAAGGAGCCUUGAAUGUUGGCCUGCUGUCUGCAGCUGUGGCGCUGCUCCCUGGGCUGUGUGGAUCAUGGAAUCGUGCCCUGAAAACUCCCACUUGCACAGUGUUAAUUGGACUCUGAUGUAGAUGUUAAGGAGGGAUCAUGGUGAAAAGAGCAGGGCACUGCCAUUGCUCGGAAGCUGUCUUAGUUUUUAAAAUGUUCACCAGCAACUGCCUGCAUAUAUAUAUUUUUAACCUACAUGCUGCAGCUAGGAGGGCUUGCAAUUAAAGAAGACAAAAAAAUGAGUUCCUGGCCUUGUGUGAUGUUUGGGGAUUUUAUUGGAUGCUGCAGUAGAUCUGCUCAUGGGGGGCUUUGCAUCAUCAGUGGCAACUCGCAGACCACUAGACAUUUGCUGAAGUGCUAUAAUGUAAGAGGAGCAAGAGUGUGUGUGAUUGUUUCCUAGUACAAGCUCCAUUGAUACAGUCAUAAAGACAUAUCCAGGUGGCAGAGGAGAAACUACAGCCAAUAAGAGUUUAUAGCAAGUUGACUAUAAAUUAUGCAGGCUUAAGAAAAUGUGCAUGCAUAUAUAUUUUUCUUGCAUAUUUCCCCUGUUUUUUUUACGUAAUUUAUUUUGCUAUGUUAGGGAGAGACAAGGAGCUAUGUAGAGUCUUUGGAAGUCAUCUUCAGUGACUACUGUGGUUUUGGAAAUUCAGCAAGAAUUUCUCAUACUUAUGAUUGUGAAGAUAUGAUAAAGCAUGUACUUUUAAAUAUAAA